This is a messenger RNA of Coniophora puteana RWD-64-598 SS2, 806 nucleotides long. RefSeq lists its product as uncharacterized. NCBI's taxonomy places the organism in Eukaryota, Fungi, Basidiomycota, Agaricomycetes, Boletales, Coniophoraceae. The record is from RefSeq and is a predicted model, not a curated record. The transcript is spliced from 6 exons. The annotation marks the transcript as partial.
GGAUCGAUGGGAUCGAGCUCAAGAUCGCAAACAUACUCUCCUUUACCUUCUUCCUGGGUUGGAACGCGUGGUCAAAGUUUGGUCUAAAGGACAAAUACUAUGGAGACAGGACCACAUAUAUCACUCCUGCAUCUUGGGCUUUUCUAAUCUGGCAUGUCAUCCACCUUCUGCUCCUAGGGACCAUCAUCUAUCAGUUUACUCCUAGCGGCAAACGUGUCAUCAUUGAUAGUAUCGGCUGGCGAUUUCCACUGCUCACAGUGCUGAACACCGUUUUCGUAGGUUUGAGGGCUACGCAUCAAUGGGUGUCUUCAUUUGUCUUUGCACUGCUAGUUUACUCUUCGGUAACCCACAUAUACUACAUCGUGAAGAAGCGCCAUGCAGCUCCCAACCUUGGCGACGAGAUCUAUAUCCACCUCCCUUUCUCGCUCUGGCAUGCGUGGUCGACUUUCAUCGUCAUCGUGGCCGCAUUUGAGGCGUUCGGGAUACCCACCUACUACACCGCCGGCAUAGCAACGGAGGUCCUCGUCUUCCUCUCCCUCCUCUUCCUCGAGUUCACGGCCAUCUACUACGCGUUUUCGACGAAAGACGGAGACCUUCCUGGCGCGGUCGUCAUCUUUUGGUCCAUUUGGGCAGUCCUCGAUCGCCAGGGCUGGCGCAACGACUUCAUCUACUGGUCCGCAUUCGGCUUCGCGAUUCUCUCCCUCGUCUGGAUAGUCAGAGGAGGAGUCAGACUCUUCAGACGCAUCCGCGAACGUUCUAUCGCGCUUGAUGAAGCUGAGCGUGCUCCUCUCCUUCCCGAUCCUUGA